AUGAAAGACAUUUUAUAAUCCUAAAAUUCAUCAAUCCCUCUUUAGGGUUUAUUUUGCUACCCUUAUGGAAUAUAUGUGUACCCUGUUCCUCCACCUUACAUUUAAGCUUGUUAACUGUUUUAGGAAGCUGGAGAACAAAUAAUAAAGCAAGAAGUUAAAGAAGAGUACGAAUCGGAAUCAAUUUAGGAAGUUAGGAAGAAAAAGAUUGUUAAGUUCAGUCCUUAUAUAUAUCCUGGUGAAACAAAAAACUAUUAUAAGAAUAUAGGGAAGAAAUUAUCAUCAUUCAUUAUUAAUAGACCCAUUUAUAAUCUAAUUUGUAAAAAUCCAAAGCCAAAAUUACAACCGGAUGCAUUUUUAGAAAUUAUUCAAAUCAAAGCUGGCUAGGAGGAUUGCUAGAAAAUUUUUUGGAAAUUUUUUGUGGUGUUCCAGAUUCAUUCAACAAAAUAAAACUGAUAUUGAUUUAUACUUAAGACAUAAUUAACUUAUGUAUCAAAGAAAGAAAAAAUGUUAAAGCUCAUGCCGAAAAAUGAUUAAUAAAUAAAAUUAAUGAAUUUAUAAAGUGCAUAUUAUUAAACAAUUGCAAUAUGUAAUA
Molecule: messenger RNA, 592 nt
Organism: Paramecium tetraurelia
Lineage: Eukaryota; Ciliophora; Oligohymenophorea; Peniculida; Parameciidae
Exons: 2
Source: RefSeq, a predicted model, not a curated record